GCUGCCUUCCCGCAGGUGGCCGCCGAGUACUUCAAGAACACCACGCUGCUGCUGGUGGGCGUCAUCUGCGUGGCGGCUGCCGUGGAGAAGUGGAACCUGCAUAAGCGCAUUGCUCUGCGCAUGGUCAUGAUGGCCGGAGCCAAGCCGGGCAUGCUCCUGCUCUGCUUCAUGUGCUGCACCACGCUGCUCUCCAUGUGGCUCUCCAACACGUCCACCACCGCCAUGGUGAUGCCCAUCGUGGAGGCCGUGCUGCAGGAGCUGGUCAGUGCCGAGGACGAGCAGCUCGUGGCUGGCAACUCCAGCGCCGAAGAGGCCGAGCCCAUCAGUCUUGAUGUAAACAACAGCCAACCCUCUCUGGAACUCAUCUUUGUCAAUGAAGACACGUCGACUGCAGACUUCACCUCUCUGAUGCAGAACAAGAACGUGAAUGGUGUGCCCAGAAUCACCAACCCGGUCAAAACAGCAAAUCCCCAGGGCAAGAAGGAGCACCGGUCCCAGGAAAAGCCGCUAGUCCUGAUCCCUGGCCCCAGGAACCAGGAGCUCAACAGAAAGUACAAGUCCCAGCAUGACCAGAUGAUCUGCAAGUGCCUCUCUCUGAGCAUAUCUUACGCCGCUACCAUUGGGGGCCUGACCACCAUCAUUGGCACGUCCACCAGCUUGAUUUUCUUAGAACACUUCAACAACCAGUACCCCGCUGCAGAGGUGGUCAACUUCGGCACCUGGUUCCUCUUCAGCUUCCCCAUCUCCCUCAUCAUGCUGGUGGUCAGCUGGUUCUGGAUGCACUGGCUGUUCCUUGGCUGCAAUUUUAGAGAAACCUGCUCUCUGAGCAAGAAGAAGAAGACCAAAAGGGAAGAGGUGUCAGAGAAGAGAAUCCAAGAGGAAUAUGAAAAGCUGGGAGCCAUUAGCUACCCUGAAAUGGUAACUGGAUUUUUCUUCAUCCUGAUGACCGUGCUGUGGUUUACCCGGGAGCCUGGCUUUGUUCCUGGCUGGGAUUCUUUCUUUGAAAAGAAGGGCUACCGCACAGAUGCCACGGUCUCUGUUUUCCUCGGCUUCCUCCUCUUCCUGAUCCCAGCAAAGAAGCCCUGCUUUGGGAAGAAGAGUGACGGUCUGAGGGACUCGGGCGACUGCACCAGUAAUGGCCACGGGGCUUGGGCCCGGCAGACACCAAACCCCGCAGCCCACCCCGACAGGCGACGAGCGGGCGCCGCGGGGAUCCGCACACACGCCCAGACCCCCCGAAACCCGGCCCUAGGCCGGCUGGACAGGCCUCGGACCCACCCCUGGCCCCUCCUGGGCAGCUCCCCUCACCAGGAACUGGAGCAUGGCGUCGGCGAGGAGGGCGAGGAGGGCGCGAAGGGCGGCGGCAGCUCGCCGCUCGCGGCGCUCCGCCGCCCACUGGCGGAGCGCCCCGGAAUUACCGCCUGGACUGGGGAGAAGGCCCGCGCCCAGGGCAGCCUCAAGUCCCAGGCAGGUCUGGCUGGACGGAUUUGA
Messenger RNA from Leptonychotes weddellii (Weddell seal), 1491 nucleotides. Lineage: Eukaryota; Metazoa; Chordata; Mammalia; Carnivora; Phocidae. The record is from RefSeq and is a predicted model, not a curated record.